AUGACCCUUGGAUUCUCGAAUACUAAAGGUAUCGCAGCAAUUAUGGUGGCCAGAAUGGUUGAGCAAGGUUUACUGAAUUACAAAGAUCCUGUUGCUAAAUACUGGCCUGAAUUCGCACAAAACGACAAAGGGAAUAUCACUGUUGAAAUGCUGCUGAGUCAUCAAGCAGGUUUAGUUUCUCUUGAUGAGCCAAUCGGACUUUUCGAUAUCACAGCCAAUCCGGAAAAAGUAGAGAGAAGUUUAAGUGUCCAGAAAACUGCAUGGCCGGCAGGUUCCGCUCAUGGUUAUCAUUCACUUACGUACGGUCUUUACGUCGACACACUUAUCCCAAAAAUAGAUCCACGUAAAAAAUUCGCCACAGAUCCAAAUUCAUUAGUUGCCACUGGUGCGAAGGCAGUUAAAGAGUUUGCUCAAGGUUCAUCCCUACUUCUUAAUAAUCCUUAUUAUACAGAACAUGUUUUGUCAUGUUGCUAUGGUACCGGUACUGCACGAGGUUUCGCGAAGGUAUAUGGUAUACUUAGCAACAGUGGUGUGGACGAAAAUAAUCAACGACUUCUCUCAGAAAAAGCCAUCAAAAUAUUAGCAACACCUCUUGUUUCCGGCGAAGAUCAAACAUUAGGAGUAGAAACAAAAUUCGGACCAGGAACAGGCUUCAAGGAAAAUCCUAGGGGCGAACUUAUCUUUGGACAUUCCGGCAACGGGGGACAGGUAGCCAUGGCAGAUCUUAAAAAUAGUAUAGGAGUCGCCUAUUUGACAAAUUACCUUUCGAUGUAUGCGUUUGGUGACGAUCCCAGAUAUGUUGAUCUAGAAAAUGAACUUUAUAAAAGUCUUGACAGUUAUAAAACACGUGCAAGUUAA
Ruditapes philippinarum (Manila clam) is the source of this 858-nucleotide messenger RNA. RefSeq names its product beta-lactamase domain-containing protein 2-like. The record is from RefSeq and is a predicted model, not a curated record. The transcript is spliced from 2 exons. Lineage: Eukaryota; Metazoa; Mollusca; Bivalvia; Venerida; Veneridae. Bases 1 to 858 code for a protein of 285 amino acids.